ACGUGAAACUGGAUGCGAGUUCCCCGGUGUAGCAGGAAGAAAGAGAGGGGAAAACGUAUCGUGCGCCCCUUAGAAUCUCGGUGGAGAGCGAAAGAGGCAGGCGUGACCCAACUUCCCCUGCUUCAGUUACCCCUAGGGACGCAGAGGGGUAAGGAGGACCUCUUACACGUCCCUCUCAUAGUACAAUGACUCGGAGCUCUAUACACCGGCAAGGGCUUAGCUCUCCUCUGCUUAGAUAACAACUGCAGCCCUCCAGCGACGUCGCGAGGACAGCCAGAUCGAAAGGACGACGAGUUCCCCCGGGUGAGGAGACUACGACAAAUGUCGCUGAAUGUCCUUAGAGUAGAAAUCAUCUUUAAUACUUGAUCGUGGAAGCAGCCAGGCUGAAAGGGAAGGCGAAGGGAUAAAAGUGGAUGUUCGGAAAAAGGAUAAGAAAGGGCAAAUAAAAGGAGGGAAACCCCAAAGGAAAGUUUUUUUUGUGUGUGUGUGUGUUUUGACGGAGAUAAAACAGCUCGGGUAUCGUGGCUCAGUGACCCCGAAAAAAUAUAUCCGCCUACGGAAAGAUAUAUAGAAAAGAGCAGAAGAGAAAGACAGAGAGAGAGAGAGAGCGAAAGAGCCACGGGAAGGCGCUCUUUCAAGCAAGAUAAAUAAUGAACAAAGUCUUGGCAACGAUUCCAAAAAAGAUCAGCGAAAACUCCUCCUCCUCCUUCUCCUCGUCUUCUUCUUCUUCUUCCUCCUCCUCCUCCUACGCCUCCUCCUCCUCCUCCUCCUUUUCCUCCUUUCCUCUCGUCUCUUCUUCCCCCUUCUCCCUCCUCCUCCUCCUCCUCCGCCUCGUCCCAUGACGUUUGAAAUCUCGUGCGUUGGUCAGGUUCCAUUGCCAUUGACUCUGACGGUCGAAGUGUCUCGUCGUCUAUACGGAUCGCGAAAAAUGAAACCAAAAUAAGAGAGAAAAUAAAGAAAAUAAAGCGAGGAAGGGGACCGCCAAGCAAAGGGAUUCUAAGUCACCGCUCAAGCAAGCACCUGGGAGUCAAGGCUGCCAUUAACUCCACCAACCCGACUUCAGUCGACGACCAUCUCUACAAACCGCCGCUCGAGGGCACUCGAGCACCAAGAUAGUCUGCCAGCGCCGACCACAAGGAAACAAGUCCGUUUUUUCGAAAGAUGGUCUAAACCAUAGACAUUUACAGGAUGGGCGGUGACCUUAGCAGCGCGGGCGGUGCCAUCGCUACCUGGAGGAGCGGGGCGACGGGCUCCAUGGGCGUCUGGAGAAUCCUGCUGAUCGUGGCGACGAUCCUCUCACUCUUCUGCGGCGUGACGCUAGGGAAGAAUAGAAGGAGUGAUAUAUCUAGUGCUAACGUGAGGGUCAGGGAAAAGCAAAUUAUAGACGAGAUCAUUGGGCCCAAAAACUACGACAAACGAAUCAGGCCGGCAGGGGCGAAUGACACAGGGCCUGCGGUCGUCCAUAUCAACAUCAUGAUCAGGAAUGUACAGACGAUAUCAGAUGUCAAGAUGGAAUACAGCAUUCAGAUCACCUUCCGUGAACAAUGGCUCGACCAUCGACUCACCUUUGACAACAUGGAAGGGCGGAUCCAGUACCUGACCUUGACGGAGACCGACAUGGUCUGGAUGCCUGACUUGUUCUUCAAGAACGAGAAGGAAGGUCACUUCCACAAGAUCAUCUUGCCCAAUUUGUAUAUCCGUAUCUACCCAGACGGCGGCGUCCUGUACAGUAUCCGAAUCUCGUUGACUUUGUCUUGCCCGAUGGACCUGAAGCUCUUCCCCCUCGAUCGACAGCAGUGUCAACUCCUUAUGGCUUCCUACGGCUGGACGACAGAGGACUUGGUGUUCCUCUGGAAGGACGUCGAACCCGUGCAGGUCACAAAGAACCUACACCUACCACGUUUCACGCUGGAAAAAUUCAUCACCGAUUACUGCAACAGCAAGACCAAUACUGGUGAAUACUCGUGUUUGCUGGUGGCCCUGAUCUUCAAGCGGGAGUUCUCGUACUACCUGAUCCAGUACUACGUGCCCUGCUGCAUGUUGGUGAUCGUGUCCUGGGUGUCCUUUUGGCUUGACCAGAACGCCGUUCCCGCCCGCGUCGCCCUCGGGGUCACCACGCUGCUGACCAUGUCGACGCAGACCUCCUCCAUCAACCAGUCGCUGCCCCCCGUGUCCUACACCAAGGCCAUCGACGUGUGGACGGGCGUCUGCCUGACCUUCGUCUUCGGAGCGCUGCUCGAGUUCGCCCUCGUCAACUACGCCUCCAGGUCGGACAAGCACCGGGAGAAACUAAAGGAGAAGCUGAAGGAGCAGAAGAAGCAGUGGGAGAUGGAGCACGCAGCCGCCCUGGAGGCCGCCAUGCAAGAGCAAGCCGAGGACGGCCACACCUUCGCUAUGCCGGCGUCACCACCUCGCCCCUGCCGGUUCAUGGACCUGCUAAUCGCUAAGACGAAGCCGCUGGUGUCACGCCACAACGGAGGGAUGGGAGGCGAGAAGGGAAGACACUGCGAGAUCCACGUCCAGACGCAGCGGAAAAACUGCUGUCGCACCUGGCUCUCCAAGUUCCCCACCAGAAGUAAGAGGAUCGACGUCAUCUCCAGGAUCACCUUCCCCCUGGUGUUCGCCUUCUUCAACAUGGCCUACUGGAGCACCUAUCUCUUCACCGAGGAAGAAGAGGACGGGCCCAAAUAAGCGGUUUCGUUCUGGGGAAUUUGCUGUGAGUUGGCGUUACGGGGAACGUGCACCGGAACAGAAGGCAAUCGGUCCCUAACACAUUUGUUAACAGCUGCCUACGGUGUUAGCUAGGGAGCGGCUCUAAAGGUAUUUCCUUUAAGGAAUCCUCAAGUGAUUGCAUCAUCAACUCCUAAGGCGAACGCAAGUUAUAACAGAAGAAGCUCAGUCUGGAUACGGCAGCUGGUGGAGGGAAGCUUCCACGAGUGAUAAUGCAUAAUAUAUAUAAAUAUAUAUAUAUGAAAUUGCUAAAAGACGCGCCAGAAAAUAAGGAUAAAUAGAAAUAGGCAAAUCUUACAGAUUCCUGUAUCGCUUCCUCGUCUGCAGAUGUUAAUGAUGAUGAAAACACGCCGAUAACUUCGAGUUUAAAAGGAAAAAGCUGAAAAGAAAGCUUAGUGUUCGUUCUACAUUCCAACGACUUCUGUAAUGUUAGGCGCGCUGCUGAAAUGAUAUUAUAAUAGUGUGCAGUUUUAGAAUUUAUGUGGAAGAAAAAUCGCUUGUGAGAGAGAGAAAAAAGUAAUGUUUCUCUAAUUCUUUUUUUUAAACACUUUUCAUUACCAUACUUGUAGGUAAUAAGAUUUACAAACACGCAAUAAUAUUAAUAGUAACGAUAUCUGCAUAGUGUAAGUAAGAUUCGCGAGCUUUUUGCCUAGUCACACGAACUCCAGUACAGUAUUCAUUUUCCACUAUGGCUUCGGAGGGCUUCGAAGUGAGCGAAGGACAAUUUGGAAAGUCGACUGGAAAAGAGUCAGUCCUUUCGAAACAAAAACGAAAGAGAAGUUACGAGCAUUCGCGAGACUAUAGAAAGCAGAAGAAUCGUGACUCUUCCACCUCCCGGACGGGAGCAGUUCGUGAGAUGGUGUUCAGUGAUGGCCAAGUUUUGAUAUGAUUUACCUGAUUCUGAAUAGACGAAGGAGCGGCAGACUGCCAUAGAAAAUCUGUCAGUCGUGUCUUGGUUGACGUAGCCAUAGCCAGUGUAAAAACACUGUGUGAGGAAGAAAGAGAGACAGAAAGAAAGACAGUGAGAAGAACGACUCGCGACCGAGCGCCAUCUCGUGUAAAAAAAGAAAAAACCCUAAUAAUGAUGUGUAUGCUCAGUUUACGCUUUUCAGAAUUUCAUAGUUUCAAACGAUGUCUAAUUUCAUCCAAUGUCAACCCAUUAACCUACCUCAGUCCCAGAACACAUAACCCUGAGUACUGUGGUAACAUACACCGUUAUGUAUGGGCAGCUAAAUUAGGACAGUAAUUCACUAACACCCAUAUAUCGAUCGACAAACUUUUCAGCAAUAAAAUGUCACUCGAUUGGCUUAGUGUCAAAUUUGCUUCUAGAGUCUCGUGCUGAAUAUAUAUAUAUAUAUAUA
This is a messenger RNA of Macrobrachium nipponense, 4091 nucleotides long. RefSeq names its product glutamate-gated chloride channel-like. The record is from RefSeq and is a predicted model, not a curated record. The coding region runs from base 1189 to 2691 and encodes 500 amino acids. Gene Ontology annotation, molecular function: chloride channel activity; transmembrane signaling receptor activity; excitatory extracellular ligand-gated monoatomic ion channel activity. Gene Ontology annotation, cellular component: neuron projection; synapse; plasma membrane. Gene Ontology annotation, biological process: regulation of membrane potential; nervous system process; chemical synaptic transmission. Lineage: Eukaryota; Metazoa; Arthropoda; Malacostraca; Decapoda; Palaemonidae. The transcript is spliced from 15 exons.